Messenger RNA from Cephus cinctus (wheat stem sawfly), 842 nucleotides. RefSeq names its product dynein heavy chain 2, axonemal-like. NCBI's taxonomy places the organism in Eukaryota, Metazoa, Arthropoda, Insecta, Hymenoptera, Cephidae. The coding region runs from base 290 to 841 and encodes 183 amino acids. The transcript has 4 exons. The record is from RefSeq and is a predicted model, not a curated record.
GUUAUUUGUGUAUUCCAUAUAUCAAAGGACAACCGGAAGUAAUGUCUGCACCAGUUUCUUGUUUCUUCCUUGAAAUCCGACGAUAGACGAAGAAGGAACGCAGACGAACGGUAAUACGAGAACAACAAGAAAGAAGAAAAGCAGGGAGUAAAACCGGCACUAAGAAGUAGGGGCACUUGGUUCCAGUUUGUUCAAAGCUUUCGUUGGCCCAUAAAACGUGCAGAAGGCAUAAAUCGGUGGAAGUAAACUCGUCGCGGAUUGCGCCGUACUCGACGUCGCGACCAAUAAAAUGCAAAGACGAAAAGAUAAAGUUAAAGAUAAUCCGGCCGUAGACCCGCACCGUGAAUACUUGGAUGCUGAGUCCAGCGACGAGGGAGGAGACAGGAGAACCGAAUUCCAAGAGGACGAAGAAUUGACAGAGUCGCUGAAAUCACUUUACGAUGCUGAAGAAUUGGAAAAACUCGUGGGAUACGUAAAGGACAUGACGAUUCUCUUCGCCUUGGACGACAGCCAUUGGACGGAAGAAGUCCUAUCCGAAAUUCGUGAAUUCUUUUACGAUUCUACAGUCAGGGUACUCUCCAUCUACUUCGACAACUAUACACUGGCCGCUGAAUUGGACUUCCCGAGUGUGCCGGUACACGAGCUCACGUACUUCAUCAAAGAGCCCUAUGAAGUUUUGACGGCGGAAAACUUUCAUCAGAACGUCAUGUUCGGGACGAUUAACGGCGACGUGGAGGCAUCGAUUCUUAAUGCCGUUGGAAACCUUUGGGCGCCGACUUUCUUCAACGUCAACACUUGGCCAGACAGUAUCCUUUUAAAUGACGACAAUAACUCUCUGUAAC